AUGGACUGUGAAAUUGUACAAGUAAUAUUAAAGGGUCUAAAGGUUCUACAGGGAUAUAACGACUACCUUCGUGGAAAACUUCUUGUUAACAUGGCGACAUCAGUUCUUCAACCUGGCGAGCGCCUUCCCAAUACCAAGUUGGAACACGCAUCGCCAAGGCUGACAGACGAUGAUAGCCAAGCAAAGUUAGAGGCCAAGGAAAGGGAAACUGGGGAGCUGCCACCAGAGCUUCGGGAGAGGGCAAGGCUCGAGAUCAGAGAGGAGGCAGGGCUACGGGAGGAAGCUCUGGCGCAAAUGAGACAUUUCAUUGAGAAACAUCCGGCGAUUAAGAAGUGCAGAACGGACGCACCAUUCCUACUCCGAUUUCUCCGCACAAAGAAGUACUCCAUACCACAAGCGUGUUCCAUGCUGGAGAGAUAUUUGACGAUCCGCCAAAUGUACCCACAGUGGUUCCAGAAACUGGACCCCCUAGACCCAAAGUUGGCAGCUGUUAUAGACGCGGGGUAUCUCGUACCGUUGCCAAAGAGGGAUUCGGAGGGAAGACGGGUUGUGUUGUCUUGCAUGGGUCGCUUUGACCCCCAUCUGUACGACAGCUGUGUGAUGGCACGGAUUCACUCGAUGAUCGUUGAAUUACUACUGGACGAGCCCCGAUCCCAACUAUUGGGUUACACGCACGUCAAUGAUGAGGCUGGUAUGCAAAUGCCCCAUGUAUCUCUGUGGUCCCUCAGUGAUGUUCGAGUUAUGCUGAACUGUAUACAGAAUUCUACACCAAUGAGACACAAAUGUACUCACUUCGUAAAUAUUCCUCAUUAUGGAGUCAAGUUCUUUGAGUUUGCUGUUUCUUUACUUAGCGACAAGCUUAAGGAUCGUGUAUUGUUUCACAGAACUUCAGAUGAUUUAACCAAAUGCGUCGAUGCGUCGAUACUGCCCAAGGAAUAUGGUGGGACCGUUCCUUUGAAGGACAUGAUUGAAGAGCUGAAGCGAAAGCUUUUAAAACACAGAGAGGAUCUGCUGGCAUUGGAUGAUUUAUGCAUAGAUUUACAUGCUUUAGGGAAAAAUGAUCUAACCCAGGAUAUACAUUCCACUGCAGGGUCCUUCAGAAAACUAGAGUUAGAUUAA
Leptosia nina is the source of this 1119-nucleotide messenger RNA. The record is from the annotation of a GenBank genome assembly. Lineage: Eukaryota; Metazoa; Arthropoda; Insecta; Lepidoptera; Pieridae.